Molecule: messenger RNA, 2420 nt
Organism: Solea senegalensis (Senegalese sole)
Lineage: Eukaryota; Metazoa; Chordata; Actinopteri; Pleuronectiformes; Soleidae
Product: LUC7 domain-containing protein
Exons: 10
Coding region: 362-1630 (422 amino acids)
Biological process (GO): mRNA splice site recognition
Cellular component (GO): U1 snRNP; U2-type prespliceosome
Molecular function (GO): mRNA binding
Source: RefSeq, a predicted model, not a curated record
ACGGUGUUUUUCGUAGAGGAGGCAGGCUUUAAUAUUUGACUGCAGUGGUCUCCGGCAGUUUUCAAACAGACUUGCUCGACCGUCCUGGAGCCGUCCAUCGUUUCUAAGUCACACCCAGCCGCUACUAAAGUGUUGUUAGAGCACAGAAACUAUUUGACCUGCCACACAUCCAGCUCGCUGCUUUCGCAGGACCCGCGGGUUUAUUUCUCCUUGUGGGAAAAGUUGUCCGCGGUAGUGCUGCUAGUGGAUCCGCGGCCGGGGCCUGCAGUUGACGAGGAGGUUGCAUGUGUGUGAAGCCCACAGCUGGCUGGCGAGGAGUGGAGUGACCCACACACGGCAUUUGGCAGCUGAACGCUCAAACAUGUCGGCCCAGGCGCAAAUGCGAGCCAUGCUGGACCAGCUCAUGGGGACAGGGAGAGACGGGGACACCAUGCGGCAGAGAAUUAAAUUCUCAGAUGAGAGGGUUUGUAAGAGUCAUCUUUUGGAUUCAUGUCCUCAUGACAUCCUGUCAGGCACCAGAAUGGACCUGGGGGAGUGUAUAAAAGUCCAUGACCUGGCCCUCCGAGCAGACUACGAGAUUGCCUCCAAGGAGCAGGAGUACUUUUUUGAACUUGAUGCUGCUGAACACCUUCAGUCCUUCAUUGCUGACUGUGACCGCAGAACCGAGAUGGCCAAGAAGCGACUCGCUGAAACACAGGAUGAGAUCAGUGCUGAAGUCGCUGCAAAGGCCGAACGUGUCCAUGAGUUGAAUGAAGAGAUUGGGAAGCUGCUGGCCCGGGCAGAGCAGCUCGGCGGUGAGGGGAACGUAGAUGAAGCCCAGCAGGUGCUGGAAAUGGUGGAGAAGACCCGGGCCUUAAAGAAAGAAGCGGAGGACGUGUAUAGAAACUCCAUGCCAGCAUCCAGCUUCCAACAACAAAAACUUCGGGUGUGUGAGGUGUGCUCUGCUUACUUGGGUCUACACGACAACGAUCGACGCCUUGCUGACCACUUUGGGGGCAAACUGCACCUCGGCUUCAUUGAAAUCCGCGAGAAGCUUGAAAAGCUGAGGAAAGCAGUUCUAGAAAAACAAGAAAGAAUGCGAUUGAGAAGACGAGAGGAACGUGAGAAAGAAUUUAAUAGAGAGCGACAGUGGGAGAUGGAGCGAGAUCAGGACAGAGAGCGAGAGUGGGACAGAGAUAGAGAUAGGGAGAGGGAGCGUAGGAGGUCAAGGUCAAGAAGUGGAGACCGUUACAGUAGGGACGGAGGCAAUUCGUCUUCCCAUCACUCGAGACACCACCCUUCCUCCCGUUCCAGAGAAGAAGGUGGAGAACGGGAUAGAGAGAGAGAGAGGAAACAUCGACACAAGGACAGACACCGCUCACGCUCCCACUCUCACAGACACAAAAGGAAGAGGUCUUCCAGAGAUAGAUCAUCACACACUCAAGAGCGAGAGCACUCUGAGUCCCAAGAGCGAUGCAGAGAGGGGGCAGGAGAGGGAUUGCGUGAUGACAAGGCGGAGUAUGGAGACUGGGAAGACAGGGGGAGGUCCACCUUCCCAGACACGGCCAGGGGCAAGGAACGAGAACGCUCCCUGUCAUUUGAGCGGGACCGACAGUCCAGCUCAGAAGAGAGAGAGUCUGGGGAGAUAUAAGCAGGAGGGGAUGCCUCCGAAGUCUUUGAUUUGCAUAUAUUGUUCAGAAACAGGAUCAUAUUGGUACGGCUGUGGGUGUGAGUGUGCGUAUGUUUGUGGGUGUGGGAUGGGAUAAGCUUUGUGUAUGUGCUCAAAAUGAAAAAUGUACAUUAGAGCAGCAGUGACUAGUGGAAACUGAACAAGGAGACGAGGGAAUAGCUUAAUUGGUGGCAGUCAAAGAAAACAUACCAACUUUUAUAAAUCUCUGAAUUGUGAGACUUAAGUGUGCUUAAAACAGUACAGUCAUAUCUUUAUGGCAUAUUGUCGAUCUUGCUAAGAUGACAGUGAUGAGAGAUGUGACAGAAAUCGCACUUAAAAGUCUUUUUAUUUUCUUCACAUGAAGUGCUGUUAUUUUUUUUUUACCAUUAGUUAAAUCUUUCAUGUUUUUACUGUAUUUUCUGUCCCGUUGGUUUCGGUCAUUGUUGAUUAAUUUACACAGGACUGAAAUGAGCUGUUACUGAUGGAAGGCAUUUAUGAUGUUUGUUAUAUUCACUGCCUUAAAGCCACAACAAUCUCAUUUGGUAAAUUAGAUUCACAUCCUCGAUAAGACAUUGCAAUUAGGCUGUUAUUUCAAAAUAAACUCCCUUCUUUUUCACAUGUGAAGGCAAAUGUACAAUGUGAAUAUUUACAUACUGACAGCCGAAGCUCCAGGGACUUGUCUUCUUCUUGUUGAUAAUACAACCUUCAUUCACAGGAGGGAUUUACUUUGCUGUGCCAUCAUAGUGAAUAAAAUGCUCUGCUAUAAUUCAAA